Messenger RNA from Fulmarus glacialis (Northern fulmar), 351 nucleotides. Its product is annotated as formin-binding protein 1-like. The record is from RefSeq and is a predicted model, not a curated record. The transcript is spliced from 2 exons. Lineage: Eukaryota; Metazoa; Chordata; Aves; Procellariiformes; Procellariidae. The annotation marks the transcript as partial.
CAACUUCAAGAAAUGGAUGAAAGAAGGACUAUCAAACUUAGUGAAUGUUACAAAGGCUUUGCUGACUCUGAGCGCAAAGUUAUUCCGAUUAUCUCUAAAUGUUUAGAAGGGAUGAUCCUUGCAGCAAAAUCAGUCGAUGAACAUAGAGACUCUCAACUAGUGAUAGACUGCUUCAAAUCCGGUUUUGAACCUCCUGGAGAUUUUCCAUUUGAAGAUUACAGUCAGAAUAUUUACAGAACUAUCUCUGAUGGAACCAUCAGUACACCAAAGCAGGAAGGAAUGAGAAUUGAUUCAAAAACUACAGUGGGCAAGGCUAAAGGAAAGCUGUGGCUAUUUGGAAAGAAGCCAAAG